Colletotrichum phormii is the source of this 2830-nucleotide messenger RNA. Its product is annotated as SPOC domain-containing protein. Gene Ontology annotation, biological process: DNA-templated transcription. The record is from RefSeq and is a predicted model, not a curated record. The transcript is spliced from 3 exons. NCBI's taxonomy places the organism in Eukaryota, Fungi, Ascomycota, Sordariomycetes, Glomerellales, Glomerellaceae. The coding region runs from base 105 to 2594 and encodes 829 amino acids.
CCCCCAAAGGUACACCCUCGCGCUCCUUCCCAACAAAGGGAGACGUUUGAACGCUUCCACCUCCCCCGUCGUUCCUGCCACCGCGGGCGGGCAACAAAGCCAUUAUGUCUGGAGAACCGGAACCUCGCCGCUCUGUGCGCGCGACCAAAGGUCAGCAUACCAAGGCCUUCGACGACCAACCUAUCGAACCGCCCAAGAAACGAGGAAGGAAGAAGAAGCAGGAGGAGGAACCAGAGGAAGAGAUCAUACGCUGUGUCUGCGGCGCAACCGAGCAAGACGGCGACUCGGAGGAGCCUUGGAUCGCUUGCGACAAAUGCACCGCAUGGCAGCACAACGUUUGUAUGGGUAUGAGUGUCUUUACGGAAGACCUCCCUAAAAACUACUACUGCGAACAAUGUGCUCCACAAGAUCACAAGGAACUCCUGGCUCUCAUGGAGCAGGGCGAGCGCCCGUGGGAGUCACGCCGAAAGGCCUACGAGGACGAACAGAACGAGAAGAAGAAGAAAAAGAAGAAGGGCGGCAGAGCCGGAAAGCGCGCCAGCGACCCCAAGGAAGAGCUGUCGCAAGACACGAGGAGUAACAAAGCCGAGGACUCGCCCGCUCCCUCGGAGCCACCCGCCAAGGAGAAGAAGGAGAAGAAGGACGGCGCAUCCAAGGCCACUACUGGCAAGCGCAAGGCGCGAGAGGAGACUGGUGAAAAGGAAGCAAAGACGCCUGCGCCAAAGCAACGCAAAGUCUCGGAACCAGAGGCAUCCCCUACCGUCAAGUACACUGCACCAGCCGAUCUAGACGCGAAGAUCAGCGAUCUCCACGAGGAUCGUCAGGGUCCCGCCCAACUCCUGCAAAGGGCUAUAGCCGGCAUUCUCACUGCUGGUGUCAAGGACAAGACCAUCAGUCUUCCGAAAGAUACCACAGUUGCAGCUAAGGCGGAGCGCAUGGCCCUCGAGAUCGAACGCGCGGUUCACGAUGCAUACCCAGACCGGAGCCAGUAUGUGAUGCAGGCACGAAGCUUGUAUGCGAAUAUGAAGCUGAACGGCGACUUGACCAAACGCCUGUUAAAGCGCACUCUGUCGCCAACCAUGCUAGCCACAAUGUCUGCGGAUGAACUGGCUACCAAGGAAAGGCAGGAGGCCAACGCUCAGCUAAAGGCCAUCUCUGAGAAGCAGUCCAUCCUGAUUACCGAAGAUGGCCCCCGAGUGAGGAGAACGCACAAGGGCGAAGAGAUUGUUGAGAACGAUUCCUUCCACCAAAAUGACGAGGGCAGGUCUUUCAUCAGACGCCCAAGCGGCCGAGAGGCGCAGGCUGGCAUCAAGUCUGAUGGAGAACCGCAAUACGAGAACUCAGUGGAGCUUCCUGCUCACGCUGGCCUACACAUCGAUACCCGUGGAGCCCGACACUCUCCCAAGCACCCCGACUUUGACAUCAACAAGGUCUACGCAACUGUCAAAUCUCCCACGGGUACACACAACCGCCGGCCAUCGGCGCCAAACCAUGGUCCUGGUGUCGACGCAGAUGUGGAUAGACUUCUGCAGGAAGAGACGGAAUCUCCACCCUAUUCGCCAACAGACGAGACAGAUCCUGAUGUAAUUUGGCGUGGUCACUUGGUGAUGAGCUCGAUUGCCGACUUCCCGGCUGCGGCCAGGUUUGUCGGUGGCGCCAACCUCUCUACCACGAUUGCGUUGCCUUGGACUAGCCUCAUCCCAAAGAAACUCACGGUGGCCGGACGCAUAGACGAACAGAAGGCGAUAGAGUAUCUCUGCGGUUUGCGCUACGCUGACCAGACCGACAUUGUCGUCGUGGCAAUCACGCCGUCGUCUGAGGUCUAUAGACGGGAGUUCCAAGCCCUCAUUGACUACUUCGUAUCCAAAAAGCGCUAUGCUGUUGUCGGCGACAAGGGUGUGGGCAACGUGAGGGACACUUACUUGGUGCCCGUCCUUCCUGGGGAUAGCAACAUGCCGGAGUUUAUGCUUAACUUUUCGGACAACCUGGUGCCUCAGAAGAGGACGGAGCCUAUGCUACUGGCCGUCUUCGUAUAUCGCAAUACCCCCAGGCAGCCUCAACUGGGCGGUGCCGCGUCUCAGUCACCCGUCACCAAUGCUCCAACUCCCACACAAAGCGGCUUUCCUCCACGACACCCCUCGAUAUCCGGUCCGGCUUUCUCACCAACGGUUGCUCAGGGCCCCUUCCAGCAGCCGGGCCACCCUGUCGGCAACAACGGUCACGCUUUACAGGAGCACCCCACACAAGGGGCGCAUCAAAUCGUACCGCCUAACCAGCCUCCAACGGGCUAUACAGCCGCUCGCGGUUCUGAACUCGAGAACCAACAACGCCAACAACAAGGCCAGGCAUUGGCACAAGAGGUUCUGGGCCCUUUGAUUAACAGUCCUACGAUGAAGUUCCUGCUGCCUCAAGCUUACCAGAUGUCGCGGACAGAAUGGGAGGUCGUCCGGGGCAUUCUGGAGAGAGAUUUACGGGCACGGGAUGACCUGACCCAUCUAAGUCAACUCUUGGAGAAACAGCCGCCAGCUGCUAAGGGCAGUGAUGUUGCUCCUCCGGCUCCGCAAGGCGCGCAGGGGGUAGCGCCAUCGGCGUGAUCUUGGGUUGUUAUUGGAUGGGUAAACCAGAGAAGUUUGCUUGCAAAAGCGUAUAUCCUCUCAUUCGCGGUACAUAGGUAGCUGUUUAUUGGGAUUUACGUGAGGUCUUGGGACUGAGAGACGGAGAUACCGCUCCCUCAUGAGGGGGUUUUGGGCCUUUGCUAAAUAAGGGUUUACUAUGGAGUUUUCUUUCUUAGUGUGUUGAAUUAGGGGCAAUCAAAGCUAUUUUCUCGAGU